CCCAGCUGACCCGGCGGCUCUCCCCUCGCAGGCUGCUGCCCGGGCGUGCAGGGCCCGGCCGUCGCCAUGUCGGGCCCGUUCGAGCUCUCGGUGCAGGAUCUCAACGACCUGCUGUCGGAUGGCAGCGGCUGCUACAGCCUACCGAGCCAGCCUUGCAACGAGGUCACCCCCAGGAUCUACGUGGGCAACGCGUCUGUGGCUCAAGACAUCCCCAAGCUGCAGAAACUAGGUAUCACGCACGUGCUGAAUGCCGCGGAGGGCAGGUCCUUCAUGCAUGUCAACACCAAUGCCAACUUCUACAAGGACUCCGGCAUCACCUACCUGGGCAUCAAGGCCAACGACACGCAGGAGUUCAACCUCAGCGCCUACUUUGAAAGGGCUGCAGACUUCAUCGACCAGGCCUUGGCUCAAAAGAAUGGCCGGGUCCUCGUCCACUGCCGGGAAGGUUACAGCCGCUCCCCAACCCUAGUUAUCGCCUACCUCAUGAUGCGUCAGAAGAUGGACGUCAAGUCUGCCCUGAGCAUCGUGAGGCAGAACCGUGAGAUCGGCCCCAACGAUGGUUUCCUGGCCCAGCUGUGCCAGCUCAAUGACAAACUAGUCAAGGAGGGGAAGUUGAAACUCUAGGGCACCCCCUCGGCCUCUUCUCUAGAGGCAGGCCGGGGAGGCCCUGGUCGAGGUGUCCGAAGCCGCCAUGUUUAGGAAACACAGUGUACCCUGCUCCCAGCAUCACCAGGCACUUGCCCACAAGUCUGUCCCAACACAGCCCUGGGCCACUUUCCCCCUGGGGAGCACAUAAACAAGCUUGCUAAGGAA
Molecule: messenger RNA, 813 nt
Organism: Enhydra lutris kenyoni (northern sea otter)
Lineage: Eukaryota; Metazoa; Chordata; Mammalia; Carnivora; Mustelidae
Product: dual specificity phosphatase 3
Exons: 3
Coding region: 67-624 (185 amino acids)
Biological process (GO): protein dephosphorylation; negative regulation of MAPK cascade
Cellular component (GO): cytoplasm
Molecular function (GO): protein tyrosine/serine/threonine phosphatase activity; MAP kinase phosphatase activity
Source: RefSeq, a predicted model, not a curated record